AUGCACUUCACCAGCUACAUCAUCGCCCUCCCCCUCGCCCUCGCCGCGCCCCUCCUUACUCCCCGCCAACAGAUCAUCCCUACCCUCCCCGCUCUCGGUAUCCCAGAGAUCAGGGACAUGAUCCACCAGCGCAUCGACGAGGUGUUCGGCGUCCAGUACCGCGGUCGUAAAGCCGUCAUUGGCGACUACAUCAACAGCAAGCUUCCCUUCGCCGACACGGUCAAGCAGGUCAUCGGCGCCGACCACACUACCCAGAUCGACAUCCUUGCGGAUCGCCUGUGUAUCGCUGGGGCCAACCAAGGCAGCACGUGCAAUGAGCUCCUAGCUUAUGCGCAUGCUUGGUAUGUCGCACAGCAAAACGGAUGGACGUUUGAGUUUGUCGCUCAGUCUCUCGGUGCCAACAACAUGCAGCAGAUCGACCAAGGGCUGCGCACCCUCUGCCUCCAACCCGCAGACGACCAGGAGGCGCAGGACGAGGGUCUCUGUCAGCGCAUCUCGUAUGCUGCAGAUCAGGACGCCAACGCUUUGAUCGAAGAGAACACCGAGCUCGAAGACAGUGGAAACUCAAACUCGCUGGAGUACUUUGGUCUACAGGCGAUCCUUCCUCCACCAUCGCCUCUUGGUGUUUGA
Molecule: messenger RNA, 630 nt
Organism: Dioszegia hungarica
Lineage: Eukaryota; Fungi; Basidiomycota; Tremellomycetes; Tremellales; Bulleribasidiaceae
Exons: 3
Coding region: 1-630 (209 amino acids)
Source: RefSeq, a predicted model, not a curated record